Molecule: messenger RNA, 2025 nt
Organism: Gastrolobium bilobum
Lineage: Eukaryota; Viridiplantae; Streptophyta; Magnoliopsida; Fabales; Fabaceae
Product: sulfite exporter TauE/SafE family protein 3-like
Exons: 12
Coding region: 406-1869 (487 amino acids)
Biological process (GO): protein ubiquitination
Cellular component (GO): membrane; Cul4A-RING E3 ubiquitin ligase complex
Source: RefSeq, a predicted model, not a curated record
UUAAACAGGACCAUGCAUGUGCUAAGCCUUAUUUGGAAAAUAGUUAUAAGUUAUAACAGAUGAGAAGGAAAAGGUAGCAGCGAAAAAGGGAGCCAGAGUGUGAUAUAAGAAAGAGGAAGAGAGUAAUGAAUUAUAGCACAGUAAGGAGUGAGAACCUGCCAGUUUGCUUCCACUAUAUUACUACUCAGAGUUCAACCUCAUUCUUUUAGUCCUUUUUUUUAACCCAUCCCAAGUGUUCAUUCCUGUAACCAAUCUUUCAAUAUGCUUGAUCCUUAAAGUAAAACCUAUGAUCAUAUAGGGUCUGGUUUUAUUCAAGUUUCUAGCACAAAUUUUCAUUCCUAUUAUUGGGGUUGGCUAUUUGCAUAUAUAGGGAAAAAAAACACAAACUGGUAACAGAUUUGCGUGAUGGCUGUGAAUGGAUCAAAACGGUGGGACAUGAGAUUAGUUGGAAUGGGUUUGAUAUUUAGUGUUCUUCUUGUUCUUAUUUCAGCCUUUGUUUCUGCUCAUCGAAACGUAAACCAAAACAAAAUUACUCUCACGACCGUAGAGACAAUAGAGGCAGAAGCUAAUUAUCUUGUUAAAGUGAUGAACUUCUUAUGGAACUCAUCUGGGUCGGGAUACAAACAUACUUGGCCAGAUAUGAAAUUUGGGUGGAGAAUAAUAGUGGGGACGAUAAUUGGAUUCCUAGGAUCUGCAUUUGGGACUGUGGGUGGUGUCGGUGGAGGUGGCAUAUUCGUGCCUAUGCUUUCCCUGAUUAUUGGAUUUGAUGCAAAAUCAGCCACUGCAAUCUCCAAGUGUAUGAUAACUGGUGGAGCAGCAGCAACUGUUUUCUACAAUUUGAAGCAAAAACACCCAACACUUGACAUGCCAGUGAUCGAUUACGAACUAGCACUUCUUUUCCAACCAGUGCUGGUGCUUGGAAUCAGUAUUGGUGUUGCCUUCAAUGUGAUUUUUGCUGAUUGGAUGAUAACAGUUUUGUUAUUAAUUAUUUUCACAGGAAUUUCAACCAAGGCAACCUUUAAGGGUGUUGAGACAUGGAAAAAAGAAACGAUCAUUAAGAAGGAAUCUGCUAGACAGUCACAAUUAAAUGACACUGAAAGGACUGAGGAGGUAGCAUAUGAGCCUCUACCGGGAGGCCCAAUGAAUAGCAAUCACACUGUGACUGUGGCCAAAAAACAUAAUGAAACGGGAUCUCUUAUUAAGAAUAUUCAUUGGCGGGUACUUGGACUUCUUUCCACUGUCUGGCUUAUUAUACUUGCGUUAGAGAUUGCAAAAAAUCACGCAAAAACUUGUUCAGUGGAAUAUUGGAUAUGUAAUCUCUUGCAGAUCCCUGUGGCAUUAGGAGUGACUUCAUUUCAGGCUAUACUUCUGUACAAUGGUAAGAGAGUGAUAGCAUCAAAGGGAGAUCAACAAACACAUUGGCGAGUGCACCAGCUAAUUCUAUAUUCUUCCUGUGGCAUAGCCGCUGGCAUGGUUGGUGGCUUGCUUGGUCUUGGUGGAGGAUUCAUUUUGGGGCCCCUUUUUCUGGAGCUAGGAAUCCCUCCUCAGGUAUCAAGUGCUACAGCCACUUUUGCCAUGACAUUUUCUGCAUCUAUGUCAGUGGUGGAAUAUUACCUUCUAAAACGGUUUCCAAUUCCUUAUACUCUUUAUUUCGUAGCUGUAUCCACUAUUGCGGCCUUUGUUGGUCAACACUUAGUGAGAAAGCUGAUUGCCAUAUUAGGGAGAGCAUCACUGAUUAUUUUCAUUCUGGCCGGCACAGUUUUUGUGAGCGCAAUAUCACUAGGUAGUGUGGGCAUAGCAAAAACGAUCCAAAAACUUUCAAAGCAUGAGUACAUGGGGUUUGAAAACCUUUGUACUUACACAAGCUAAAAUAUGAGAAUUCAAGUUACGGAUUCAACUUCAAGUGAAGGACUAUUUAAUUGACAUUUUUCAAAUAUUUUUAACCGAGUCAGAAUUUUUAUACAAUUAUGUCAAGAUCUUUAAAUAAUGUAAUGAAAAUUCAGCACUUAUUGUUUGUCAAACAAA